AUGACGAGAGGCGACCCCGACACGGCGGGCAUCGACCUAGGAAACAUCAUCAACGGCACUGCUCGGAGCAGACGCAGCACUUCCAACGGUGGAGCACGAGUUUUGCGCAACACUCCGGCGAGAACACAGCGUCUUGGUCAGGGAGAAGUAAAGGCAUCCGCAAAGAAGAGCCUCAAGCAGGCGAGCAAGGUUGGGACCGGACGAGUCGCAAAGACCAAGGCAGGCACGAAGAGCAAGACGGGUGGAAAGAAGAAGACCGGCGCAUCAUCGUCGUCCACUACAGGCAUCAAGCGCAAAGCACCACCGUCGAAGCCGGCGGAGAACAAGCGCAGACGAGGCAAAGGACCUUCUUUAGCACAGCCACAAGAUCGAAAUGGGGUGAACGAGACGGCAGAUGAAGUGGAGAAUGAGGAGCAGAAUGGAGAUGUGACCAUGGGAGGGACUGCCGUUGCGCCGAGAAAAUUUGCAAAGGCAAAGAAGGUCUUCCGGUCAGGCAAAUCAAACCGUGUGACUCGCAGUCAAGGUCCUGUCACCCCAACGGUGGCUGGUGCCACUGCGCCUGUUGCCACUGCGCCUGCUGCCACCGCACCUUCAGUUCAAGCUCCACCUCCAGCACCAGUACCCGCAGUGACUGCUGCGCCGAUUCAAGCGACAGUCGCACCUCCUGCUCAGACACAGCAAGACGAGGAAGAUGGCCGUGACGAAGAGGAUGAUCACAAUGUGCAGGGUGGCGCUUAUGCGGAACAUGAGAUGCAAGGUGGAGGGCCAGAGCAGACUGCAGGUGCAGGUACAAUCGUUGGAGAUGCUGAAGUCGCGGGUCCAUCGAACGAGGACGCUCAGGAGGAGGAGACUACCGACUCAGGCAAUCAAGCCAUUGGCGCGGGACCAGAAGACGAUCUCGCUGAAGAGACGAAUGGUCAAGCUGCAAUCACUGGGCAGGAAACUUCUACGCAGGUGGACGACGCUGGAGGUGAAGUCGAUGCAGCGCCGACUCAUGCUCCACGGAAUGGGAAUGCCGAUACCGAGACCUCCGCUGAGCAGAACGCCGGCUCCACCAAUGCGUCAAAGGCUCAGGCGACUACUCAGACGAGCCAGACUGAGCAAACUUCGGCUGAAAAGCAACAUCUUGGCGGUGCCACGUCUGCAUCGGCUGCCCCUGCUACAUCGGGAGUGGAGCCCGCCGCAGCAUUCCAUCCAUCGGUCGCAGGUCUCGCUGAGGCGCAGAAAGAUACAGACACUGCCGCCAACAAUGCUGGAGGAGAUGUAGCUGGAAGAGAUGAAGCUGGAGGAGAUGAAGCUGGAGGAGAUGAAGCAGCAGGUCAAAUUGAGCCAGCUGCUGGCAAAGAUGCCGGCGAGGAUACUGGCAGUGGAUUCGAAAAGAGCAAUGCAGACAAGGCGGAGGCUCCAGGCGAGGAGCCAAAAGAUCUCACCACAGUCGGCAAAGAGCAAGAAGUGUUUGAAGACAAUGACUCCGCCGUGCAAGGCAGUGACGAGGUCGACCAGACAUUGUCUUUGCCGGGUCUGUCCGACAGGAAUAUUGGACACGUCACGCAGACUCCAGUGGCGAACGCUGGAGCUGAUGAGUGGCCAUCUUUCCCGGAUGCCUCCAACAGCAACAUCGAAGAAGUCGCUCAGACUACCCAAGGCAACGCUGUUGUCGAGGAGGACCCUCCUUUCACGGAUCCAUCGGAAAGCGGCGUUGUGAACGCCUCUCAGGUCCCGAUUGCCGGUACAGGUGACGACAAUCCUGCCGCGCCUUCCAAAUCUCCCACGGCGCCAGCAAACAAGCAGCCUCUUGACCAGAAUGGAUCCGAGGCGCACUCUGCUAUGGCCAACAACGGCACGAGCAGCGCUGUUCCAGCGGCGGGAGUUGACGGCGCAGUCGAGAAGAUCGACCCCCGGCAGAAGUUCUUCAGCGACUUGAGUGCUCUUCACAGCAAAACGAAGCAGCAGAUCGAUGCAGCUUCGAGUGUGAUGGGCAUCGCCGAUGGCAAUGCUCUCGAUAUUGACAUGUUUGAGUUGAGGCUUAUGAUCGAGACGACCAGCUUCAACCAUAGCCAGGAUGUCAGCCACUGGAAUCAGCUUGCGCAGAUGCUCUGCGAUGGCAGGAUGGUUGCUGAAGGCGCUGGGGAGAAGCUUCGUGACUUCUAUCGGCAAUGGAUUCAUCCGUUGACGUUUGCUAAGCAGGAGGCCGCCUACGCCAUGGCCUUGGAGGACAAGCAUGAGAUUACAGAUCCCGUUGGACUGGAUCUGAGCGGGGAGGAUAUGAAGCUGCAGCCUCCGCGACCUUACCUGUUUGCUCAAAUCAUCGCCGACUUCGGAGGGUACGACAUGAUCAUAUUGUCGAUCAGCAAGGGCGACCACGAAUGCUCUUUCGGCGCUAUGGACCAGCUGAAUCUGCUGUGGACGAACAACGAUGACAAAGUUGAAUUGGAGCUCGCCGAGAGUACUCUGUUGGCGGUCUACCACGACCGUCUCCGUAAUCUGGAGAAGCAGUUCCCGGAGUUCGGCCCUGUGAGUAAUGCAACGGAGUGGUCAAGACUGGACCGCGAACGUGAAACUAGAGAGCUCGCGAGCCUCAAGCAGCAUUGCUCGGAGCAAUUGCCUCUUCUGGAGUUUUUGGCUCCUCGCCACAAUACCACGGUUCUUGCGCUGUAUGACUACAGCAUCCACGGCGUCAAGAUCUCCUUGUAUGGCCUGUACGAGGCCUAUCGCAAGCAGGUGGACUCGUAUGGGUCCUUCAACCAUACCACAUCUCCCGAAGUCUGGUCGAGCCUGGCACACGAUUUGCAUUUGUCCCACGUCAACGGUGCGCCGCUCGACUAUGUGUACGCUACAUUUGAGAAAAUGCUUCGCCCAUUUUUGCCAGACCCUCAUCGCCACGCCUUCAACACCACGCUGAAUCUCUUCGACGACAGGGCGACCUUUCAGCAGCUGUUCGAUCGUGAUGUGGCCGGUCUGGUUCCUAUCGGUCCACUUUCUCUCGGUCGCAAUGUCGUCGAUCCUCUUCGUCUCUACUCCGCUGUUGAAGAUCGUGGCUUUGACAGGAUCUCAAACAACUUGACCCAGUGGGAUGAGAUCGCGGACUAUCUUGGGUGCGCAAAUCAGACGACCGCCCACAGCGAGACUGCUGGUCAUGCACUUCGCGAUGCGUACCUAACGAUUCUUGGAGGCAAUCGAGGCCACAACCCUGCAGAUGAGGACGAUGACAAGGACGAUGAUCUCGACGAUGACUUCGAUGACUCGGAAGAUGAGGCAAUGGAGAAGGAGCUGGACGAUCUUGAAGAUGAAUUCAACGAUGAAGACCAAGCCAACGGUGACGAAGAGGAAACCGAUGGAGAUGAGUCUGAUGGAGACGACUCCGAUGGCUCGGAUGAUUUUGGAAAUGACAACAUGACCGGCAUUGCCAUCACUGCGACUGGAAACACUUUCGCCUCCCAUUUCGGUCAUCUCGCUGCCGGUGGUCGUGCAGCACCAGUCAUGACCGCAGCACAAGCUACGAGCUCGACAGCCGACCUGGAGCAAGAUGAUGACGAUCUUCCUGAUGCGACCGAUGAUGAAGGAGAUGAUGCAAAGGUGUCACAUCUUUCCGACUUCUACGGCGCGGCAGGCAAUGAGCUAGACGCUUCACAGUCGCGUGCUCGCCCAGCUCGGUCUCCGCCGAUCAACGACUAUGUCUCAGACGACCUCGAAUCAGACGAUGGGAACAACCCGCAGGAGGUUGCAGGCAAGCCCAACGCAAAGAACGUCGACAAGCCACAGCAGGCUGUCCAGUCUCUCCCGAAGGCUACGCCACAAGUCAUUGCAAAGGGGUCUGAAGUGCAGCGCAAAGCUCCACAGACCUCAUACAACAUUGAUUCAGACAGUGACUCAGAUGGCAACAAUGGCUUCCGCGACGACUCGGACAACGAUUCCGAUGAUGACGACGGCGGCCGCAGCCACGCUGCAUUCACGUCUCGGCAAUUUGCGUCGGCGAUGGGGAGUGGAGGCACAGCUGGAGGUCUUGGAAGUGUUGGCAGUGCAGCUGGGCCCAGCAGCAAGCGCAAGCGUGAUGCUUCCGGUGAAGUCAACCGCGACCAAGGCGCCAACAAUACUGGCACUCCCUCCAACGGCGUGAAGCGUAUGAAGACGGCCUCUCCGGGGGGUCCGUCUUCUCCCUUCGCUCCGCUACUGGAAGGCACUCCCGCACCCUCGCGCGUGAACGCAAACAUCGCGUCGGAGGGCAAAUCCCGCGCGAAGCCAGCAAACAAAGCACCAUUCAUCGAGGAUUCCUCCUCGGAUUCAGAGAUUGACCCUGGCGAUGCUCCUCGGGCUCACAGCUCGAAGUCGCAGCAGCUCUCAGAGCGCCAGAAUGGAUCUCACUCCCGGCCUUUGGCGAGACAGAGUCCGGAGCAGAUGGCUCCCGCGGUGGAGAAGGAGGACUUGACGGAGAUGCGGGCCGGCAAGAUCGCUCCGACCGCUGUCGAUGGCACUGAGCCUCCAGCUCCGGCCGCAUAG
Zymoseptoria tritici IPO323 is the source of this 4497-nucleotide messenger RNA. RefSeq lists its product as uncharacterized. The record is from RefSeq and is a predicted model, not a curated record. NCBI's taxonomy places the organism in Eukaryota, Fungi, Ascomycota, Dothideomycetes, Mycosphaerellales, Mycosphaerellaceae. Bases 1 to 4497 code for a protein of 1498 amino acids. Gene Ontology annotation, molecular function: DNA binding. The transcript has a single exon.